GUUCUCAAUAUUGAACUUUGAAACUGUGGACUAAGCUGAUAUCUCUGUAAAUAGUAUCCGUAAUUAGUUAUUUCAAGUUUUUAUGUCACAUUUUAUUUUUCAAAAGUUUCGCCGCAUGGUGCAUUAGUGAACGUCACUUUAUAUCGUUUGGAAGAAUACAGAUUAACCACAGCUAAGAAAAAAUGCAAGGGAUCAAAUGCGUUUUGAAAGCGUAACGCGUGAGAAUUUACUUUGUAAAAGGCUUCUCAGUUUUACGCCCGGAAAAAGCAAUGGCAACAGAUAUUCAAAUAGCCCAGUUUCUUGAUGCUGCUGCCAGGGGAGAUCUGAACAAAUUAACAGCCCUGGUAUGUCAAUAUGAUUUUUUGAUAAAUGAACAUGGGGAAAACGGUUGGACUGCAUUAAUGCAUGGUGCACGGAAUGGGCAUUGCAACAUAGUCGAAUAUCUGUUAGAAACAGGGUGUGACAAGUCUUUAGCCAAUGAAGCCGGACAGACAGCCCUUGAUAUUGCUAAAUUUUGGGGACAUACUCAUAUAGUAAAUUUGCUGGCCUAUUCCAAAAUGUGUAGCCCUUCUUCUCCUUCAAGUACUUCUGAAGAUCUUGCCUGCUAUUUCUCCAGAACAUUUUUGGACAAAAUGAGUCAAAAGAGGACAGACUCAGAAUGGCUUAAAUCCAAACAACUUCACCCUUCAACUGUGUACAUAGUAUUUUCUGAUUUAAGUCCAUUAGUCACUCCAGUUGCAGAUGAACAUGAUCCAGAGAAACAUCUCAUUAAACUUUGUAGGUUUGGGAUAGAGGAUGUUAAAGAACUUCUGGCAAAUCCAGAAACAGUUUUGAUUUUUCUUGGGGCUGAAAGUAAACCUCCACAAGAAUAUCUGAAGGGAAAUAAUAUUUUUGAUGAACAGAUUGUGUGGUUUGCUCUAAAUAGCAGUGAUGUAUCAAUAGAAAAGUUCAGAUCUAAAUUUGCAGAGUGCUACUUUGUUGUGUCAGCAAUGCCUGGACUUCUGCAGCUGGCUGAAGAGGAAGCAGGUAUUGUUGCACAGGCACGGUCAGUUUUUGCAUGGCAUACUAGAUAUAGCUUCUGCCCCACAUGUGGAAGUGAAACUAAAAUUGAAGAAGCUGGAUAUAAGAGGACCUGUUUGAAAACAGACUGCCCUAGUUUGCGGGGAAUUCAUAAUACAUCUUAUCCCCGUGUUGAUCCAGUAGUAAUAAUGUUGGUCAUUCAUCCUGAUGGAAAUCAGUGUCUUUUGGGACGGCAAAAAAGAUUUCCUUCUAAGAUGUUUUCUUGUCUUGCAGGGUUUAUUGAGCCAGGAGAAACCAUUGAGGAUGCAGUAAGGAGGGAAGUUGAAGAAGAGAGUGGUAUAAAAGUUGGCCAUGUUCAAUACAUUGCCUGUCAGCCAUGGCCAAUGCCUUCCUCUCUUAUGAUUGGCUGUCUGGCAAUAGCUGUUUCCACAGAAAUUAAAGUUGAUAAAACAGAAAUUGAGGAAGCCCAUUGGUUCUCAAGACAGCAAGUUGCAGAAGUUCUCAGCAACAGCGACAGUUCCUUCUUUGUACCGCCUCAACAAGCUAUUGCAUAUCAACUCAUAAAACACUGGAUAAGCAAGCAUUCUAAUUUAUGAACUUUGCCAUCAGAACUCAAACUGAUCACACCUGAAUCUGGUUUGAUUGGUAUAUAAAUCAAAUGUACUCUUAAUUUGUUCAUUUAUUUCAUAAUUUCAAUGAAAUAUUCACAUAAAAUUUAGAAAUAUCUUUAAUGAUUUGAAAGAAAAUUUAUAUUUUAAAUAAAAUUAUUUAAUUGUAGUAUUAAUUAUAAGUACUGCUAAUUCAUUUUAUUUUACUAAUCAGAUUACUAUAUUUGUAUCAUCUUAAAUGUUCAUUAUAAUAAUAUUUUUUAUAUUUUUGUAACUCGUA
Erpetoichthys calabaricus (reedfish) is the source of this 1908-nucleotide messenger RNA. It is a transcript of the gene nudt12, whose product is annotated as nudix (nucleoside diphosphate linked moiety X)-type motif 12. Gene Ontology annotation, cellular component: cytosol. The transcript is spliced from 7 exons. Lineage: Eukaryota; Metazoa; Chordata; Cladistia; Polypteriformes; Polypteridae. Gene Ontology annotation, biological process: NAD+ catabolic process; NADP+ catabolic process. Gene Ontology annotation, molecular function: protein binding; NADH pyrophosphatase activity; metal ion binding. The record is from RefSeq and is a predicted model, not a curated record. The coding region runs from base 270 to 1616 and encodes 448 amino acids.